ACCCAAUCGAUGCUGUAUUCCCAAUUUACGUAUGUAAUGGGGCCAUCGACCCAACCAGUGGGUCUGAGGGUCAGUUCCCUGCCCCCACAUGGCCCACAUCCCAGAGCUGGCCAGAGCAGAGUGGUUUUGGCAGCCUCGAGCUGCAGCUGCCACAGCCACUGAUGGCCAUCCCAACAAUCUCCUUAUCUCUGUAUGGAGAGAGGAUGGGAGCCAAGCCUGCCUUCUAUCCAGCUGAGAAGGUGAGCUCUCUGGGCAAGGACUGGCACAAGUUCUGUCUCAAGUGUGAGCGCUGCAACAAGACGCUGACCCCCGGGGGCCACGCUGAGCAUGAUGGGAAGCCUUUCUGCCACAAGCCCUGCUAUGCCACACUGUUUGGACCCAAAGGUGUGAAUAUAGGGGGCGCUGGUUCCUACAUCUACGAGAAGCCUCUGACUGAGGGCCCUCAGAUCACCGGCCCCAUCGAGGUCCCUGUGGUGCGAACCGAGGAGCGGAAGGCCAGCGGACCCCCCAAGGGUCCCAGCAAAGCCUCGAGCGUCACCACAUUCACUGGGGAACCCAAUAUGUGUCCUCGAUGCAACAAGAGGGUGUACUUUGCUGAGAAGGUGACCUCUCUGGGCAAGGACUGGCACCGGCCCUGCUUGCGCUGUGAGCGCUGCUCCAAGACACUGACCCCUGGCGGGCAUGCUGAGCAUGACGGCCAGCCCUACUGCCACAAGCCUUGCUAUGGAAUUCUCUUUGGACCCAAGGGAGUGAACACCGGUGCUGUGGGAAGCUAUAUCUAUGACAAGGACCCUGAAGGCACAGUUCAGCCCUAGAUCUGCAGAUGCUGUCCUCAGGGUCGCCUACGGGACCCUGAGGGAAAACGACCCGCUGCCUAGCCCUG
Messenger RNA from Cricetulus griseus (Chinese hamster), 883 nucleotides. NCBI's taxonomy places the organism in Eukaryota, Metazoa, Chordata, Mammalia, Rodentia, Cricetidae. The record is from RefSeq and is a predicted model, not a curated record.